UAGUCUGUGAAACAAGCAGAGAUGAAUUCUCCCACACUUCACCUCUCCAGGCUAAGCCUUAUCAGUGUGUCAGUGCACAAUUCACCUUUCACUGAAUUCUUUAGUAUAAGAGAUCUACAGCAUUUUAAAUCUAUCAGUGAGAAUUUCCAAAAACUAUGAAAAGACUCAAGGAGGAAGCCAAUGAGACCUCUCCUCUAUCAGAAAAACCUCGCAGAAUUAACAGAUUGUUCCGCCAACUGGUACCUUAUGGAUUCUGUAAUGAAGCAAAGGAGCAGUUUGUAUUGGCCAUACCUGUGUUCUUAUGUCAAUUGAUGGUAUUCCUUGUAACGGUCGUGAGUUCCAUAUUCUGUGGCCAUUUAGGAAAAAAGGAAUUGGAUUCUAUUACACUUGCUUCUGCUGUUGUAAAUAUGUCUGGCAUAACAUUUGGAUAUGGAAUGAGUGCUGGAUGUGGUACUUUGAUGUCACAGACAUAUGGCAGCAAGAAUGUGAAGCGAGUGGGAACAAUCCUGCAAAGAGGAAUUCUUAUUCUAUUGCUGUGUUGCUUCCCCUGCUGGGCAAUAUUUAUUAAUACAGAGCAAAUACUGCUAUUGUGCAAACAAGAUCCAGAUAUUGCCAGGUUAACACAAAAAUAUGUGAUGAUCUUUUUUGCUGCUCUGCCGGCCCUACUUCUUCAGCAACUGCAAUUCAGAUAUUUGCAAAAUCAGGGUAUUUUAUGGCCUCAGGUUUUUGUUGGUGUAGGAGUAAACAUCGUGAAUGCUGUUGUCAACGCUAUUUUCUUGUACAUAUUGAAAAUGGAAUUUGAAGGUUCAGCUUGUGCAAACACAAUUUCUCAGUGGGUGUUCGCACUUACAACUUGUUUAUAUAUAGUUGGUAAAAAACUGCAUGUGGAAACAUGGGGAGGAUGGUCCAAAGACUGUCUUCAGGAGUGGGAUUUAUUAUUGUAUCUUGCUAUCCCCAGCAUGCUGAUGUUUUGCAUUGAAUGGUGGGCUUUUGAAAUUGGAGGCUUUUUAGCAGGACUUAUUAAUGAUGUGCAGCUGGGCGGACAUGCCGUUUUAAUGCAGUUGUCAACACUUACUUUAUUGCUUCCCAUUGGCUUUUGUACAGCUGCCAGUGUCAAAGUUGGAGCGGCAUUAGGAGCUGGAGACAUCGAGCAAGCCAAAAAGUCUACUAAAGUUGUACUUUACUGUACAGCAUUUUGUUGCUUGUUGAUCAGCUGUACUCUACUUGCGCUGAAAAAUGUCAUAGGUUAUAUGUUUACAAAUGAUAGGGAUAUUGUUACUUUGGUUUCAAAACUUAUUCUCAUAUUUGCUCCAAUUCACCUGAGUGAUGGCAUAAAUAUUGCCUGUGAUGGAGUAUUAAGAGGAAUAGGAAAGCAAAAAACUGGUGCUAUUACAAUUUUUUUUUGCUAUAGCCUCGUUGGCAUUCCGGUUGGAUUAUCACUGAUGUUUGCAGCAAAACUUGGAGUUAUGGGUCUAUGGAUUGGAUUUUUUUUACCAAUGUUGUUGCAAAACUUCAUCUUUAUACCCUAUAUCCUUCUUACGAACUGGCAAAAAGUCUGUGAAGAGGCUAAAACAAGAGCUGGAUUGAAACUGAAGAUGAUCUCUGACCCCACAACUUUACAAACAGAUGUUUUGAAAUCUACACUUGGCUUGGUAGAAAAAGGGGAAACAACAAUGUCGGAUUCCAGCUUUAAGGCCAUGCAUGACAUGACCUCUGGAGAAGAUCAUACAAAGCAACUGGAGUUAAAAGAUGAUCUACCAAUGCAAGCAACUAAUGUUGUAGGUGAAAUCCUCUCCACUAAACAGCUGAUUGUCCGGAGAGGACUAGCAUUGCUUCUAUCCAUUACUGUACUUGUGAUUGGUAUUAUUGUUAGGGUAUUUACUAACAAAAGCUAACACAGGAGCUAAUGAGCCUUGAUAAGCACACUUAGAAGUGUGCUGUGUAGCCAGAAAAAUUUCCUCACUGCCUCUAGUUCCAAAAAUGUUUGCAAUCCUGACCCAAGUGACAAGAUAUUAAAGUUUUUAAGUGUUUGUUUUACAAAAAAAAGUGAAAAAAA
Molecule: messenger RNA, 2056 nt
Organism: Rana temporaria (common frog)
Lineage: Eukaryota; Metazoa; Chordata; Amphibia; Anura; Ranidae
Product: multidrug and toxin extrusion protein 2-like
Exons: 17
Coding region: 156-1895 (579 amino acids)
Biological process (GO): xenobiotic detoxification by transmembrane export across the plasma membrane
Cellular component (GO): membrane
Molecular function (GO): xenobiotic transmembrane transporter activity; antiporter activity
Source: RefSeq, a predicted model, not a curated record